AUGAAUACCACCACGAUUGUACUCUACGUCGCCACGGGGCUUCUAAUGGUCGACUCCAUCACCGAGUUGUCGUUGAUCAGCAGCAUGGUGGCAUGGCUUCAUUCCCGCGCUGGUAGAGCCUUCGAAGUGCAUGACGGCGCUGGCGGACAGUUCUCCCUACACGGCAAACCCGAAAACUUGAUCGUCUACCAAGGCCAUGCGAGCAACGGUGCGGGCGGCACUGCAUUCAUCGUUGUCGGGCUAGGUGGCAUCCUAUCGCUGUGGCUCCGAAGCCGGCAAUUGAAGCGCGAAGGCUCGAUUCGCGGCAUCGUUCGUGGUCUGUACAACUUUUGGCUCACCAUGACCGUGCUGUCGGCCAUCUAUUCCCUGGCCAGCUUCGUCUUCGUCCUGGUCGUGACGUACAGUCAUCAUGGCCAAAGCAUCGACAUCAACGUGGCCGCCGAGCUCAACAAUCAUCCAUAUCCAGACUACGUCGCCUACCCGCUGCUGGAAUGGACGCCGCAAGGCUGGUUCUCGGCGGUACUGCAGCUGCCUUUGGUCUCCGAGAGCGCGAGGAGCGACAUCGAGACUCAGCUAUGCGCCAUGCGCGCCUGGGAGGGGAACUUGAUACCUAUGACGAUCUUGGGAUUCGUGGUGAUGGUCCUUGCGUUUACGGAUCGGCGAGUGCAGAGAGAUGUUGCUCGUUACGAUCUCGUCCGACGUGAGAAGGAGGGUGCUGCGUGGAUGCUAUAG
Messenger RNA from Neohortaea acidophila, 732 nucleotides. RefSeq lists its product as uncharacterized. Bases 1 to 732 code for a protein of 243 amino acids. The transcript has a single exon. NCBI's taxonomy places the organism in Eukaryota, Fungi, Ascomycota, Dothideomycetes, Mycosphaerellales, Teratosphaeriaceae. The record is from RefSeq and is a predicted model, not a curated record.